AUGGCACUAAACUGGUAUGCUGUUUUGAUGUUUUCGGCAGUUAUUGGGGCAGAGGUGUCUCAAUCAGUGUAUAAAAUGACCGUUGUCUAUUACAAGGAAGGACACUUAGUAGAUGCACUUGACCAUUACGUCACGACGACCUUAGCCAACCAUUCACAUGUGGACGAAACUGUAAAAAGCUUUCUUGACAAUAUAAAAGAAAAGAGAUCCGGAAUCGACAACGUCACAGAAUGGAUUGGUCAUCCUAUUAAUGCUUUCCAAUUGGUCGAGCGGACAGCAAACGGUUGGAAAAAGGUCGAGCAGAACAUCAAAAGUAGUACAGUUGUUCCUACCAAGGCGACGCUGGAUUUCCUUUCCUACUGGAAUGAGGUAAUAGACGUAGAUGGUAUCUGGACAGGUAGAGAUGACGUCAAUAUUUCUGCGCAAGGAUUAUGUAGACUUCAUCAAACCUACAAACUGGAUCUCAAAACUCUGAUGUCCGGGACCAUUUUGAACAAAACUGCAUCCCCACUGACUACUUCAGAUGUCAUCAAUAUAGGAAUCUAUCUUAAAGCAGAGGAUCAGAUUGAAUGGUACGAAGCAUACCUGGAGUUGGAUGACGUCACCGAGAAGGAAUCUGUACUGUACAAGCUGGCUAUGACUUACUAUAUGGAAGAUUUUGCAUGGAAAUCACUGAGUAUUUUUACAGAUUUACAGAAGAUAAGUUCCCGGCCUCUAGAAAACCUGGUCAAGAUCGUCAGACAAAAGGCCGAGAAGGCAGGGAACGAUAGGCCGUUUAAGAAGAGAAAGGGUCCAACCUCAUUUUUGAGUAAAAUCUACGAAAAUUUGUGUCGGGGAAACAUACAGACAAACCAAGCUAUACCCGUCCUGCAUUGUUACAACAAAGUGACAAGAAUCCCCUACUACACAGGUAAAGAGGAGGUACUGAGCUACAUACCACGAAUAUCCAGGUUCCAUGACGUCAUAUCAGACGCGGAGAUUUCACAGCUUCAGGAUUUCUCCAAGCCUGAUUUAACGCCUUCCGAUGUCCUUGGAAAGGCCGGACAACAUUUUCCUGGCAGAAUUAGUGAAACUUCCUGGAUAGAACCUUCAAAAGAUGUUUCCAAAAAGCUAGAGAAGAGAAUUGAACUUCUAACACGACUGGAUACAGUCUAUCGAGAGGAAACAGUAACAUCUGAAUACUUUCAAGUGGUGAAUUAUGGAUUUGGGGGACACUAUUUACGCCACUAUGAUGCGUUAUAUUCGGAUCAGAAAUACGCUAAAGAUAAUGUGUAUGGAGACAGAAUAGCUACCUGGAUGUUUUAUCUCAACACUGUUGCAGCAGGAGGCGCUACUGUGUUCCCUAAACUAAAUCUUAGGAUACUCCCAAUCAAAGGUUCUGCUAUCUUCUGGUAUAACCUGUUGCCCAGUGGUGACCUCGACGAUCGAUCACAACACGCAUCCUGUCCGGUACUGCUGGGGUCAAAAUGGAUUACCACGAAGUGGAUACUUGAACACGAACAAAUGUUCCGGAAACCAUGUAAAACUCAUCGAAUGGAAGAACAUUUUUGACUUUUCAUCAGUUAUUUAAUUGUAGCAGACGUUAACAAUUACAGUUCAUUAAAUUAUGUUCACGUCUAACAAUGGAUUUUUGCUUCAUAAGAGUUAUUUCCCCUUUUCCGAUCUUGAAUGAUCAUUUCUAUCGAGUAUCACACUAUUACAAUUAGAAUCAGGCCUAAAAAUUCUGUACGAGUCAAGUUCAUAUUUCUGUUUACCAACAGUGGUACAUAAAGAAUGCUACACUUAUAUGUACACUUCUUA
Mizuhopecten yessoensis (Yesso scallop) is the source of this 1800-nucleotide messenger RNA. Its product is annotated as prolyl 4-hydroxylase subunit alpha-1-like. The transcript is spliced from 13 exons. Gene Ontology annotation, biological process: peptidyl-proline hydroxylation to 4-hydroxy-L-proline. Gene Ontology annotation, molecular function: procollagen-proline 4-dioxygenase activity; L-ascorbic acid binding; iron ion binding. The record is from RefSeq and is a predicted model, not a curated record. Gene Ontology annotation, cellular component: endoplasmic reticulum. The coding region runs from base 1 to 1551 and encodes 516 amino acids. Lineage: Eukaryota; Metazoa; Mollusca; Bivalvia; Pectinida; Pectinidae.